Asparagus officinalis (garden asparagus) is the source of this 1776-nucleotide messenger RNA. RefSeq names its product ACT domain-containing protein ACR10. The transcript is spliced from 6 exons. The record is from RefSeq and is a predicted model, not a curated record. The coding region runs from base 473 to 1420 and encodes 315 amino acids. Lineage: Eukaryota; Viridiplantae; Streptophyta; Magnoliopsida; Asparagales; Asparagaceae.
UUAGGCCCUCAGAUUUCUUAUAUAUAUAUUUAAAAAUAUUGCAUCAUGAGGACAUAAUGGUGCGUGCUAGCGAGGAGAGCAUUUCUGCAACUAUUCUCCGGCUGGGCGGAUUUCCCAACGACCCUCCUCUCUUUUUACGGGUUGUAAUGAUCAAUUUAGACAUAAGCCCCUCAAAUUGUUUUGAUUGUCGCAUAAGCACCCUUAAACCUUUCGACAACAAAACAUGAACCACAUGGCGUGCUCGUCUUCGGCUAGACGACCAAUUUAGCGCUGGAGGCCACAAUUGCUAUUUUAGGAAAUCCCGAAUGUGAGCACGGACGGGAAAUGGUGCUACUUGGUGUUUUGGGUUGCGAGCAGAGGAGGGAAGGCAAUAAGGUGGAGCUUACUGAAGAAGAGGCUUCUUGGAGCUUGCCCGGCUGCCACGUCGGCGUCGGGACUGUACAAUUACUAUUAUAGGCAGCAGCAAGAGGAGAUGCUGUUGAGGGAGCAGCAGCCUAAGGUUUUCUUGCUCAAGUUUUGUUGUUAUGACAGGAUGGGACUCUUGCAUGAUGUGACGCAAGUAUUAUGUGAGCUGGAGCUCACAAUCAGAAGAGUGAAGGUAUCAACUACACCAGAUGGGAGAGUUAUGGACCUCUUCUUCAUCACCGACACCAGGGAACUACUACAUACAAAGAAGAGGAAAGACGAAACAUGCGAACAAUUGAGAUCUGUUCUUGGUGACUCCAUGACAAGUUGUGAUAUCGAACUAGCAAGUGAAGAAAUAGCUUCAUGUCUUCAGGCUUCACCUCUUCUUCCCCCAGAAACAACCGAAGAGAUGUUCAAUUUAGAUCUUUCCAUAGAAUCACCCACAGGAGCACAUCAUCCCUCAUCAACAACUCCUUCAGUCACAGUAGAUAAUUCUCUAAGUCCCUCUCACACUCUCGUUCAAGUCCUUUGUCGAGAUCACAAGGGCCUCCUCUAUGACAUAAUGAGAACUCUCAAAGAUUACAAAAUCCAGAUCUCUUAUGGGCGAUUCUAUGCAUCCUAUAAAGGGAAUUGUGAGAUUGACUUGUUUAUAGUUCAAACGGAUGGAAAGAAGAUUGUCGACCCAAGUAAACAGAAGGAAUUGUGUGAUCGUUUGAGAAUGGAGUUGUUCAGUCCACUACGUGUUACCGUUGUGAAUAGAGGACCAGAUACUGAGCUUUUGGUUGCAAAUCCUGUUGAGUUAUCUGGCAAAGGCAGGCCUCUUGUUUUUUAUGAUAUCACCCUUGCCCUAAAAAUGCUUCACACGCGCGUCUUUCUGGCUGAGAUUGGAAGGCAUGUGAUCGGUGAUACAGAAUGGGAAGUAUACAGAGUCCUUCUCGAUGAUGAUUGCGAAUUGUCUACUGCUCGGAAUAAGAUUGUCGAAGGAGUGACGAAGAUGCUAAUGGGUUGGGAGUGAUUAAAGCGCAGAAGCUCAUCGUAUCUGUUCUCUGGAUACCUUCUCGCCCUUUUAUAAGCAGAAAGGAGCUUACUUCGACUUAUUUUGUACAGUGAUAGCAUGACCAUGGUCCAUGACUUACCUAAAACUUGGUUCAGUAAGCUAACCUUGUUAAUAUGGCAUCCACGCCAAAGAAAGGGAAGGUUAACAAACAAAUGGUAGUUCUCAUAUUGCAAUGUACAUAGUUAUCAUCACUGAGCGUUGAAAUAUAAAAGUUGGUCUAUGGUUAACGUUGUGAAUUUUCACGUGACAAAGCCCCUCCAUGUCUUGUAUUUAUUUGAUCUUUUUGGAUUAUGGAAUAUAGUUGUCUUCUUUCA